Hemiscyllium ocellatum (epaulette shark) is the source of this 2702-nucleotide messenger RNA. RefSeq names its product ankyrin repeat domain 13B (gene ankrd13b). The record is from RefSeq and is a predicted model, not a curated record. Lineage: Eukaryota; Metazoa; Chordata; Chondrichthyes; Orectolobiformes; Hemiscylliidae. Gene Ontology annotation, cellular component: cytoplasm. Gene Ontology annotation, molecular function: protein binding. The transcript has 15 exons. Bases 1 to 1830 code for a protein of 609 amino acids.
AUGAUUUCUGCGAGAAAGGUGGCAGAAAAAUAUCCGUUGCAUUAUUUGGUUUGGCAUAAUAAAUACAAGGAUCUGGAAAAGGAACUUAGCACCAAGCAGAUUGACAUCGAACAACUUGACCCAAGAGGUCGGACUUCACUGCACCUUGCUGUUACACUUGGAUAUCUGGAAUGUACAAGAGUAUUACUAAAACAUGGCGCUGAUGUUAGUAAGGAGAACCGGACUGGAUGGACAGCUCUCCAAGAGGCUAUAAGUACAGGGAACCUGGAGCUGGUGCAACUUGUCCUUCGAUAUCGCGAUUACCAAAGAUCUAUUAAACGACUGUCAGGGAUCCCUUGUCUAUUAGAGAAACUCCGUCAGGCACAGGACUUUUAUGUCGAAAUGAAAUGGGAGUUUACAAGCUGGGUUCCCCUGGUCUCCAAGAUCUGCCCUAGCGACACCUACAGGGUUUGGAAAAGUGGGCAGAAUCUCCGGGUCGACACGACACUGCUCGGCUUUGAUCACAUGACCUGGCAGCGAGGGAACCGCAGCUUUGUCUUCAGAGGGCAAGACAACUGCGCAGUUGUAAUGGAGAUUGACCAUGAUCGACAGAUGGUUUACUCAGAAACGCUGUCGCUGGCUAAUUAUGACCGGGACAUGCUGCUGGCUGCCGUGCAGCCCUCAGAGGAACAGGUGGCAAGCCGUCUCACCACCCCCAUCGUCACCACCCAACUAGAUACCAAGAACAUCUCUUUCGAAAGAAAUAAAUCUGGAAUCCUGGGUUGGAGAAGUGAGAAGACUGAGAUAAUAAAUGGAUAUGAGUCCAAGGUUUAUGGAGCUUCCAACGUGGAACUAGUUACUCGGACAAGAACGGAGCACCUGUCAGACCAGAACAAGAGUAAAAGCAAGGGCAGUAAAACACCUCUCCAGUCUUUCCUGGGAAUUGCAGAACAACAUGUUGGACCACACAAUGGGGCAUUCAUUACUCAGACAUUCAGCAAUACCAAUCCAACAUCCAUUACUCCGGAGGAGUACUUCAACUCGAGCUUUGACCUGGGAAGUCGCGAUAUUGGACGUUCCAUGGAGCUCACCACAAAAACACAGAAGUUCAAAGCAAAACUCUGGCUAUGUGAGGAUCACCCACUUUCCCUCUCUGAGCAGGUAGCUCCCAUCAUCGACCUUAUGGCAAUAAGCAAUGCACUUUUUGCUAAACUUAGGGACUUUAUCACUCUUCGGCUCCCUCCAGGAUUUCCAGUCAAAAUAGAAAUUCCAAUUUUUCACAUUUUGAAUGCUCGUAUCACCUUCGGGAAUCUGAAUGGAAGCGAUGAACCUGUGACCUCCAUCAGGAACAGUCCAACCAGUGAGGCUCCGUCUCCCAGCAGUGACACGUCCAGUGUGAGCAGCUCCAGCUCCAUGACUUCAUGUCGUGGCUGUGACAUGGACCCAGCGCUCUUUGAAGUACCCAGAGGCUAUACUGUGGUUGGCAGUAACCGGGAUUCUCUGAGGGAGGAAGAUGACGACCUUUUGCAAUUCGCUAUUCAACAGAGUCUGCUGGAAGCAGGCACCGAGUAUGAUCAGGUGACCAUCUGGGAAGCACUGACCAACAGCAAGCCAGGAACACGCCCGAUGACUUGUGAGGAUAGAAAAGGAGAAAGAACACCUCAACACAAUAUUCUCAGUCAGCCCAGCACCCAGCACAUACCCAGCAACCAACUGUACCCCAACUAUGAUGAGCAGCUGCGACUGGCUAUGGAACUCUCUACAAAGGAGCAAGAAGAAGUAGAGAAACGUAAACGGCAGGAGGAGGAAGAACUGGAACGCAUUAUUCAACUUUCACUCACCGAGAAAUAGUGUCACCACCCGAUUGUUCUUUCACAACAGAAUUUUUUUAAAGAUUAAAAAAAUUAAAAAUAAAAGACAAUAUGUAAGGUCACCAGUCCAUGCAUUGCUAUUGGGCACAAAAGAGUGUCAACAGUAAAGCAAAAUGCAAGGCUGGUUGUGCAUUGAAAGCGCACCAUUGAAAAAUGCCUGAACAGCCCACACUUUAUUCUACUGUCUUUCACAUCAUUCUUUGUACUUGGUUCAAGGGUAAUCAUAACCAGAGAUUCAUUUGUUUCCAAUAUUGAUUAUUUCAGCUAAUGGCUACAUUUUAUAUCAGUGAGAAAAAAAUGCUAAUCGGUUGUUGGCUAUCUGAAUUGGCAACUGGCUAUUACAGGCAACUGGUCUUUUGAGUUGGAACAUUGUUCUUUAACCUUUAGGGUUUAGAACUGAACUGAGUUCAUGCAAAACGCUUUAAGGAAUCUCCCCUGCCCCAUCUCACUUGUUAUUAUAAAGGUCUCUAAUAAAACAAUAGAUAGUCUAAUUCCACUCCAGUAGCUAUGAGGCACCACAUAAAACUUUAUAUCACAACUUUUAAUGAGGAAACUUAAAGAUCUAAUGAUCACAGUGGUGCAGUAGAGGAAGAGACUACUGUGGUUAGAAUCCAUGUUCAUUAUCAGGACAGUAUAGAUUCUGUGUACUAUGCAUCAUACUGGGAAACCUGAUUGAUGACAGCUCUAUGCAACUGUUCAUUAUAAAGUGGACCAAUUUAUACUGACAUGACAGCAUUGAGCUCAAGGUCCUAUGUAGACAACUGGACCAAUGCACAUUUCAAAAACUAAAUUUAAAGCAGAUGGAAGAGGAAUGUUCACUUCUUAUCACAUCAUGUUAGCCAAGCCUUGAAU